AUGUUAAUGAUAAAAAGAAUCACCGAAGCUCCAUGGGAGUUCCGAAGAUCGAUCUGGUCGAUAUACCUAGGCGACCCAUCGCGUAAGAAGGCUAUAGACAUCACGGACGAGGUGGUUGCGGCCAUGAUUAGAGCGCUACCGAAGUUGAAGCAUGUGCGCAUCGAUGGUGCACCCAGAGUCUCUGACCUCACGCUUUCAGCAUUGCUGGAAUGCGAUAAUAUACGAACAAUCACUCUGACCACCACUCCCGAUCGACCGAACAUCCUGAAGAGAAAGACGCUCGAACAGGCACCAUGGCCACCGAAGCUCGUGUAUCUCGAACUCAGUGGCCAGCAACUGCCCGCCAGUAUUAUCGAAUACUUUGAGUAUUGGACUAGCAGAAAGAGAAGUGCAGAGCCGGGAGAGAGCCUAGAGAUUGUCUACAACUUCGGACCGUAUUAUAUCUUCUGGCGUGACGGCUUUCCGCGGUGGUGCAAGGAUUGGCCGUUCCAGAGAGAGGGCGCUUGGCAUCGAAACACUGACUGGGUACUGGGGCUUGAACCAGACGAAGAAGCUGGCGAGGAAGCUGGCGAAGAAGCUGGCGAAGAAGCUGGCGAGGAGUCUGGCGGGGCAUCUGAUGAGGGAUUCUACGAGAUAUCCGACUAG
Molecule: messenger RNA, 645 nt
Organism: Alternaria ethzedia
Lineage: Eukaryota; Fungi; Ascomycota; Dothideomycetes; Pleosporales; Pleosporaceae
Exons: 2
Coding region: 1-645 (214 amino acids)
Source: RefSeq, a predicted model, not a curated record